Messenger RNA from Coregonus clupeaformis (lake whitefish), 2630 nucleotides. RefSeq names its product sorting nexin-21-like. NCBI's taxonomy places the organism in Eukaryota, Metazoa, Chordata, Actinopteri, Salmoniformes, Salmonidae. Gene Ontology annotation, cellular component: early endosome membrane. Gene Ontology annotation, molecular function: phosphatidylinositol phosphate binding; protein binding. The coding region runs from base 159 to 1358 and encodes 399 amino acids. The transcript is spliced from 4 exons. Gene Ontology annotation, biological process: protein transport. The record is from RefSeq and is a predicted model, not a curated record.
CCCAAAGAAGAAGAAGACAAUGAGCGCUGUAGCCAGUGGUAAAGAGGUCGGAUAGACUGUCCUGUCCUAAAUACGUUUGGGAGAGAGACCGAAGCUGCAUAAUGCUGAUGAAAUAAGGACGGGUGCUUUACUGAUCCAUCAUAACAUGGUCUGAUGGGAUGGCUUCUAAGCUAUUGGACAGACUGCGACGGACACUGUUCAAAGAAGGAGAAGUAGUCUCUAGGGAGCCAAUUGAUGUACAAGAGGACAGCUUCCCAGAGAGUUCUGAGUUAGAGGACGAUACAGAGUGUCUAUCAGAGCGGCUUGGGGGAACACUCCGCUUCGAUGUGGAGAGCGCCAUGGAAUCAGAAGACCCAGGUGAGGCCUCAGGACCAGACAGUGAUUCGGACUUCCUUGGAGAGUCCGUAGAGGAUGGAUUCAGCAGCACAGACACCAGCCCAGUGGGCCCAUCUCCAGGAGGCUCAUCCCUGCUCACACAUCAGCUGCAGGAGAGCUGGAGGAGCUGGAGGAGCCGUAGUGUGCCUGACAAGCUGGUGUUUGAAGUGACUGAUGCCAGUGUGGUGCAAGAGAGCUCCUCCAAGUAUGUGCUCUACACCAUCCAUGUGAUCCAGUCUGGGAUGUUUGACAAAACCCCCGCCGUCAUCACCCGGCGAUACACCGACUUCGAGCGUCUGCACAGCCGACUUCGUCGUUGUCACAGGGUCGACAUGGAGCGCGUCUGUUUCCCCCGCAAGAAGCUGCGUAAGAACUUUGUGGCCGAGACCAUCGCCAAGCGUAGCCGGGCGUUUGAGCAGUACCUGACCCACAUGCACUCGCUGGCUGAGCUACGGAGCUCGGCCACCUUCCUGGAGUUCUUCUACCUGGGUGACCUGCAGGCUGGUCAGAUGCUGAUGCGUAUGGGCCGUUACCAGGAGGGCCUGGGCCCUCUGCUCAACGGCCUGAGGCUCCAGGAGAAGCUAGGCUGUGAGCAGCAGGGGAAGCAGCAGCCUCACCACCAGCAGCGCACUCACUGGCUCUUCACCCUGCUGGCCCUGGUGACCUGCUUCCAGGAGCUGGAGCAACUGGGGGAGGCCCAGGAGUACUGUGAUCGAGCCUUGAAGGACCUGGCCCCCUCACCGGAGGCCCUGCAGCAGCACCACUUUCACCCACUGCUCAUCCCGCUCCUCCAGGCAAACGUCAGACUGUCGUGGAAGAUCUCCAAGGAUAAGCGGCGGUGGGAGGUGCUGCUGCAGGAGAUCCAGGACUCUGGGGCUGAUGUAGGGAACCAGCCCAGCCUGAAGGAGUACCUGAUAAAGGAAGCCCUGGUGGAGAGCGAGGGAGACACUAAGGCCAAGGUCAAAGGGGACAACAUCACUUAAUCCAAAGAUAAUGGUACUCAUAGUUAGUUAUGAGGAAUGCACUUCAUGUAGCCUAUCCUAGUAAUGAGGGCGUUGGUCUCUUUUGACAUGUAUUUCUCCACAGCACUCUAGAGCAGUCUGGAUUGUUACUGACGUUCUAAUUAAUACACUCAACUGACCAAGUCAUGCACAAUAAGUAGAAAACAAUCAAGUAUUUACUUUGCUUUACCUUGUAAAUUGAAAACACUAAAGUUAUUUUGAUCAUCAUUAUAUUUAUGAUACAGCUGCUUUGUAGCAAAUACAAAUAUUUUUAUUAAACUUAUUUUCCCAGGUCAAUAUUUCAAGUAUUGCUGCUUUUAAAACCUUUUUUAUUUCUUACCUUUUUAAUUAAUAACUUUUAGGAUGAUAAAAGGAUCGAACAGUUAAUUUUGAUAAGGGAACAGGAAUUUAAGGCAAAUCUUCCACUAACUAUGUACACGCAAUAGUGAAAGCAAGACAGAGUAGUUAAAUCAUUUUCUACCUGUUACAGGUGGAUAUUAUUUGCUUGUUUACACAUUAAAGAAUGAAGGGAAAACAAAUGUCAACAAAGCACUCCUACUCGUUAAAUCGGGAAAUUCAAUACCUUUCGGCAAGGAAUUGGGGUAAUUCCUAAUAGCCCAGAUUAUUCAGAGAAUGUUUUUAUUGAUAUAGUAUUAUGCUUCAUGAGUAUGCAGCCUCUGUACUUUUAUUAGAUUUUAGUCACUUUGUCAGUAUAGAUUUGCAUGAGGGAAAAGCAUGCUAGUCUACGGUGAGUUCCAAAUCUCCGAUUAGAGCCGAAUCGGAACGCACCGCUGGAAUUGUGUGUGAGUGAAUGUUUUAGACUAAAAGGUAUGACUUAUUUUUGCCUUACUUUUGUAACUAAAAUAGGUCCUGUAUCACUAAGGCCAUUAUUACAGAGUACAACUACAAUAAUCCUGUGAAAGUGCAAAAAAGGUACCUCCCUACUCUGCGAAAGAACAGGCUAGUAGUCUUCAUACUUUAAUUACUUGAGUGUCAAAAUUCCAAACAAACUUAACAUAAUCUAGGCUAUUGACAAAAUAAUUAAAAUACUAAGCACUUGGAACAAUGCUUUCUCUGAAAGUGCCUGCCUUUUUACCUUUAUAUAUUAUGAACUCUAGCCUUAACUCUGUUUAUACUUAACAAAAUCAUAUUUUCAGAAAGUACUUCCUCAGUUAUGUCCUUUGUCUAUGUAUUAACUUGUUUUCUAAAAUGAUUGGAAUGUAUUUUGUUGAAUAAAUCUAUCCUAAAAAUGUA